UGCGCACGCGCUGUAGUGUCUGUGCUGCGCUCUUGACCUGUCAGUGUUGUACUACAAGCUGUCAUGUUGAUAAUUUCUUAGUUAUUCAUUUAGUUUGAACAUCCGUAAACAGCCACAUUGAAGAGACAUGUCAACAUAUUUGAGGACAACUUAUUGUUAUUACGGGUGCUAAGCUAACUAGGUGGAGUUAGCCAACAAAAAAAUCCAACUUGACAACUGUCAGCUAGUUAGCUAUUAGCUCAUCGCUAGCAGCUUUAGCCACCUCUUGGUGCUGGCAGUAGGCUACAGGGUUUGGAAGCCGCCCACUUUCGGCAAAGCAGCAUUCCGGGGAAGGUGAACGAUGGAGGCUGAAAGCUCUAGUGGACUGUUACUGUCCAGAAAAAGAAGAAGAGAAGGAUCCAAUGGAGAGGCUGAAGAGAGUGAAAAGCUCGGGAAAAUCCCCAGAUUUACUGUGGGUUUAAAGCACCCUGCGCCUUUUGCCGACGAGCUUGAACCAGCUGACAAAAAACCAUAUGCCAGAGUCACUAUGGAGGAGGCCAAGAGAGGGACGCCUCCUGAAAGACCAGUGCGGGUCUAUGCAGAUGGUAUCUUCGAUGUAUUUCAUUCAGGUCAUGCCAGAGCACUUAUGCAAGCCAAAUGCCUUUUCCCAAACACACAUCUUAUUGUUGGAGUUUGCAGUGAUGACCUCACGCACAAAUACAAGGGCUUUACUGUAAUGAAUGAGGACGAGCGCUAUGACGCCAUCAGACACUGCCGCUAUGUAGAUGAGGUGGUCAGGAACGCUCCAUGGACACUCACACCAGAGUUUCUUGCAAAACACAGAAUUGACUUUGUGGCCCAUGAUGAUAUUCCAUACUCUUCAGCUGGUAGUGAUGAUGUCUAUAAGCAUAUCAAAGAGGCUGGUAUGUUUGCUCCUACUCAGCGCACUGAAGGAAUCUCGACAUCAGACAUCAUCACUCGCAUUGUACGAGAUUAUGAUGUGUACGUGAGAAGGAAUCUACAGAGGGGUUACACUGCAAAAGAACUUAACGUUAGCUUUAUCAAUGAGAAAAAGUACCACCUGCAGGAACGUGUGGACAAGGUGAAGCGGAAAGUGCGUGAUGUGGAAGAGAAGAGCAAAGAGUUUGUGCAGAAGGUGGAGGAGAAGAGCAUCGACCUCAUCCAGAAGUGGGAGGAAAAGUCCAGGGAGUUCAUUGGCAACUUCCUGCAAAUGUUUGGCCCAGAAGGAGCCCUGAAACACAUGUUAAAGGAGGGCAAAGGGCGAAUGCUCCAGGCCAUUAGUCCCAGACACAGCCCCAGCAGCAGCCCGACCCGAGAGGAGCGCUCCCCCUCUCCCACUUUCCGUCUGCCUUUCUUCAGUAAGACUUCCCCUCCCCCCUCUCCCCCACCCCAACACAGUGGGGCCCGUGGGUACCUCAUCAGCGAAGAUGACGAUGAGGAUGACGAUGAUGAUGAUGAAAACUAGGGUGAUGUGUGAAGCCCACUCUAUCACAGUUCAUCAAGGCAGUUUUAGUUUACUGUCAGAGGCGUUCAUCAAGGUCCUGCUCACAUAUUUUCAUAUUCUUCUGUUUAGUUUGAAUAUUACAAUGACUGUUAGUUGUAGGCAACCACUUUCACCUCCAGUUUUUGAAAGGAUUAGGAAUUAAGUUUUGAAAGUUCUUUUUUGAUCAAGUCUCUUUUUAAUGUUUCUGUCACUGUCAGUAUUGUUAUGGUCAGCACUGUAUCACACUCUUUGUUGUUAUGUUUUUCUUUCAUUAGCAGGUCUUGAGUACUCAGUUUCAAAGUGCACAUUUGGUGAGGUAGGAGAGUAUCCCUUAUGUUUUAUGAGGUUUUAGGCUGUUCAUGUCUUGGGCCAGGUGCAUUCACCAAGCAUUUAAUCAACCUUAUCUUUGUUCACAACUGAAAUUCAGUUGACUUUUAAUAGCAGAAAACUACAGCUACUACGACUAGACUACAGUAUUCAGAGUUGAAUCUGAGAGUUAAGUGUUACAUGUCUGCUUCCUAUGUGUAUGUAAAUUUUGUGUAAAACCUUGUUGGCAUGUUUUAAAUGUCUGUCUGUCAAUCUUGAUUUAUUGACAGAACAACUUUUUGCAAAUGUAGUAACUUGAGCAUAUUUGUUCCUGCUGAAGAAAUGAGACAUUUUGAAAGGCUAGAGGCGUUUCAGUGGUAUCUCAUAACUGUGACCCAUGUAAAUGCAGAAAUAUUUUUGUAGAGUUAAUCUUUUCUCAGCAUUUACUGUAUGAUUACGAUCAUCAGCACUAAACACAUUAUUUUUGUGAUGUAUGAUCAGGCUGUUACUGUCUGUAAAAUGGUCAAUUAACCGCACAGCCAUGAGUUUAAUUGGGUAGAAGCACAUAAGAUGUAUGUUUUUAAACAAACCAUGCUUUCACUCUACAGCAAUUCACUGCGAAGGCAUUGCCUCUUUCUAGUAGAGGAUUAAAGGGCAACUGUUGGUUUUUUAUGGACACAAAUCUUUACUUUUAUAGGGUCUCCUGUCACUCUUUAAAUUAAAUACUCCUUAUUCAUUUAAGGCAGUUAUGCAAUACUAGACCUAUGUCUAUAUCUGCCCCAGGCUGGUUUUCCAAAGGCACUUGAUCAUUUAAAGAAUACUAAGCUACCAUGUAAUUGCGCCAACAAUCACUACUUAAGUUAAGCUUAGGAAAUAACUGAAAAUAACAUUGUUCAGUUAACAAUCAUGAGCAUAAAUUAAAGCAUUGAACAAAGAAAUAGGGUACAAGUUGGUGCUUAUGUAAAAUUUUUUGUCUGGGUAGCCAUCUUCAUUCAGUGAAAGGUCAGAUGUGACAACAUUGCUGUAAGUAGUUUGCAGCUUGAUUGAUGGCACUAUCCAAUGAUGUUUUAAUCAUGUAUUGUUUCUGAGUUAUUUCUAAAAAUCUGGGCAAUGCAAAAGGUAUAUUAAACAUGUUAGCCAAAUGCUUGUGUUCCAUGUAUGCAUUGUCUACAGACUCAACAUGCUUAUAAGCAAACGCUUAGAAAGUUAUACAAGUUGCCCUUCUACAAAAACUAAUAGCAACUCAAAUGUAUCAAUACAAUUAUUUCUGAACCUACAGAUCAAGACAAGAUUAUUAAAUAAAAAACUGAUGUUCCACACCCAUUA
Molecule: messenger RNA, 3115 nt
Organism: Boleophthalmus pectinirostris (great blue-spotted mudskipper)
Lineage: Eukaryota; Metazoa; Chordata; Actinopteri; Gobiiformes; Gobiidae
Gene: pcyt1aa
Product: phosphate cytidylyltransferase 1A, choline a
Exons: 9
Coding region: 341-1465 (374 amino acids)
Biological process (GO): CDP-choline pathway
Cellular component (GO): endoplasmic reticulum
Molecular function (GO): phosphatidylcholine binding; choline-phosphate cytidylyltransferase activity
Source: RefSeq, a predicted model, not a curated record